AUGGAUCUAUCUAUUGAACCAAAUUUGCACUCUCUAAUUACUUCCUCAACGCAUAAGUGGAUUUUCGUUGGUGGUAAAGGUGGUGUUGGUAAGACAACAUCAUCGUGUUCUAUUGCUAUUCAAAUGGCAUUGGCACAACCACAAAAACAGUAUUUGUUAAUUUCUACUGAUCCUGCUCACAAUUUAAGUGACGCUUUUGGUGAGAAAUUUGGUAAGGAUGCAAGAAAAGUUACAGGUAUGAAUAACUUAUCAUGUAUGGAAAUUGAUCCAUCGGCAGCAUUAAAGGACAUGAACGACAUGGCAGUCUCACGCUCUAACGCAAAUGGAGGUAGCGGUGAGUCGGAUGGGUUGAGCAACCUGUUGCAGGGCGGUGGUCUCGCCGAGUUAACAGGAUCUAUCCCGGGUAUCGAUGAAGCAUUAUCAUUCAUGGAAGUGAUGAAACAUAUUAGAAAUCAAGAAAAGGGCGAAGGCGAGUCCUACGAUACCGUCAUAUUUGAUACUGCUCCAACGGGACACACCUUGAGAUUUCUACAAUUGCCAAAUACCCUUUCAAAACUACUGGAAAAGUUUGGCGAGAUCACCGGAAAUUUUGGCCCAAUGUUGAACUCGCUUGCUGGCACCGGUAACAUUGAUAUUACCGGGAAACUUAAUCAGUUGAAAGAAAAUGUUGAAUUAAUCAAAAGCCAAUUCACCAAUCCUGAUUUAACAACUUUUGUUUGCGUUUGCAUUAGUGAAUUCUUAUCGCUAUAUGAAACAGAAAGGUUGAUUCAAGAAUUAAUUUCUUACGACAUGGAUGUAAAUUCAAUCAUCGUCAAUCAAUUGCUUUUUGCAGAACACGAUCUAGAGCAUAACUGCAAAAGAUGUCAAGCAAGAUGGAAAAUGCAAAAGAAGUACUUGGAUCAAAUUGAUGAACUGUAUGAGGAUUUCCAUGUUAUCAAGAUGCCACUAUGUGCUGGUGAAAUCAGAGGUUUGGAUAAUUUGAGAAAGUUUUCUAAAUUUCUCGACAAGGAGUACGAUCCAUCUAAAGAUGGCGAAGUCAUAUACGAGCUAGAAGAGAAAAACUAG
Messenger RNA from Zygotorulaspora mrakii, 1065 nucleotides. RefSeq names its product guanine nucleotide exchange factor GET3 (gene GET3). Gene Ontology annotation, biological process: post-translational protein targeting to endoplasmic reticulum membrane. Gene Ontology annotation, cellular component: GET complex. NCBI's taxonomy places the organism in Eukaryota, Fungi, Ascomycota, Saccharomycetes, Saccharomycetales, Saccharomycetaceae. The transcript has a single exon. Gene Ontology annotation, molecular function: ATP hydrolysis activity; ATP binding. The record is from RefSeq and is a predicted model, not a curated record. The coding region runs from base 1 to 1065 and encodes 354 amino acids.